UGGGACAGUGUGGCUUCGUGACAAUGAUCGCAAGAGCAGCUGCUCGCCGAUUUGUUGGCGCCAGCGCAGUUCCACCUCCUUCGACAACGGCGAAACAUCUGCUAUGCGGGUGUCUGCUAUCGCCGGGGUGGGUUUUACCGGGGUGUUUGUGUGUGUGUGUGUGUGUGUUCUCAUUAAUGUCAACCUCUCCCCUGCAGAGGCGCUGACCCCACUGUACGACCCUAAACUCUGCUACAUUCUGGACGGCUUCCUCCUGCUCUAUGGUCUCGUCAUCACUGGACUGUUGCUCAGAGAGAAAUUCUUCAAGGGCAAGAUAUUGGAGGAUGACGAUAUCUACACUGAUCUGAAACCUACGGACGGGGGCGGUUAUGGACGAAUAAACAGAAAAGAUCCAGAGAGUGCAACGGCACGCGAUAAUCGCAGGAAUAAUGACGACACUUACACGGUACACGACACGUACAGGGAGAUCGCUGUGAAGGACAAUCAGCGCCGCAGGAACAGGAACGACCAGGUGUACCAGGGUUUGAGUGCCGCCACCAAGGAUACCUAUGACUCUCUCCAGAUGCAGCCUCUCCCUCCUCGCUAACAGAAACAUCAUGGAGGAUCACGCCUCGUCCAGCGGUCUGUCCUGUUUGCCUUUCUAUCUGCAACCAGUAUACUGCUACAGCGUUGUUGUAUGCAACAGUUACAUAUCCCUCUUCUCAAAUAAUUUUAAAUUGGUGAAUAGUUAUUUACCCACCAACAUCUAAUCACUGAUAUCUAGAACAGUCCUUGUUGUGUAAAAAGUAUGUUUGCAGUUGUGUUACUCCCUUUUUAUCUUACAGGCUGUUGUUGGAAAAUUUGUAGACUUUUGUGCCAGUAACAAUUUCAUAACUGUCUUAAUAUAUGAACUUGAUUAUAUGUUAUCACUAUUUUAUGACUUUAGCUCGUCUCUUCCCCCCCCCCAUACACCCCCAGUCUGUAACCUUUGACCUUGAAACUCAUUCUACCAACCCUUCCUCAUUGGCUACUGCUUUUCUAGUUUAUACCUGGAGUAAUGUAAUUAAAUAAUAAAUCUGUAGGUUGUUAUUUUGCA
Messenger RNA from Oncorhynchus masou masou (cherry salmon), 1075 nucleotides. RefSeq names its product T-cell surface glycoprotein CD3 zeta chain-like. Gene Ontology annotation, biological process: cell surface receptor signaling pathway. The transcript is spliced from 7 exons. Gene Ontology annotation, cellular component: membrane. Gene Ontology annotation, molecular function: transmembrane signaling receptor activity. NCBI's taxonomy places the organism in Eukaryota, Metazoa, Chordata, Actinopteri, Salmoniformes, Salmonidae. The record is from RefSeq and is a predicted model, not a curated record. The annotation marks the transcript as partial.